Molecule: messenger RNA, 1317 nt
Organism: Populus nigra (black poplar)
Lineage: Eukaryota; Viridiplantae; Streptophyta; Magnoliopsida; Malpighiales; Salicaceae
Product: COBRA-like protein 4
Exons: 6
Coding region: 1-1317 (438 amino acids)
Biological process (GO): cellulose microfibril organization; plant-type cell wall cellulose biosynthetic process
Cellular component (GO): plasma membrane
Source: RefSeq, a predicted model, not a curated record
AUGGAACUUGAUAAGCUUAAGUUCUCGAUUGUCUUGACUAUUUUUUGUGCCAUGACAGUUUUAUGUGCAGUGGCUUACGAUCCAUUGGAUCCCAAUGGGAGCAUAAAUAUAAAGUGGGAUAUCCUGUCUUGGACUCCUGAUGGCUAUGUUGCAGUUGUGUUGAUGAAUAACUUUCAAAUGUAUCGGCAAAUAAUGAGCCCAGGGUGGACCUUAGGCUGGACAUGGGCUAAGAAAGAAGUGAUUUGGUCAAUGGUGGGAGCCCAAGCCACUGAUCAAGGAGAUUGUUCCAAUUUCAAAGGCAACAUUCCACACUGCUGUAAGAGAAAUCCUACAGUUAUUGACUUGCUCCCUGGAGUCCCUAAAACCCAACAGUAUUCUGAUUGCUGCAAGGGUGGUGUUUUGGCAUCUUGGGGACAAGAUCCUGCAGCCGCAGUUUCAUCAUUUCAGCUCAGUGUUGGUCUCUCUGGUACAUCCAAUACAACAGUUGCACUUCCCCAGAAUUUCUUUUUGCUUGGUCCAGGACCAGGCUAUACGUGCAGUGCAGCAACAAUUGUUUCACCUUCAGUUUUCUUCUCAAGUGAUGGGCAGCGAAAAACACAAGCAAUGAUGACCUGGACUGUGACAUGCUCUUACUCGCAAAUGCUUGUGUCUAAGAAUCCCUCCUGUUGUGUUUCUUUGUCAUCCUUUUACAACUCUAAGAUCACUCCCUGUCCGUCCUGUUCUUGUGGGUGCCAGAAUAAUGAAAACGCUAGCUGUGUCAUGAGCAAGUCCAGAAUUUCAAGUGUUGUAGAAGCAAGUACAUCAAUGCUUGAGUGUACUUCACACAUGUGCCCAAUCCGGGUGCAUUGGCAUGUUAAGGCCAACUACAAGGAGUAUUGGCGUGUGAAGAUUACAGUCACCAAUUUCAAUUAUCGGAAGAAUUUCACACAGUGGACUCUUGUUGCUCAGCAUCCAAACCUCAACAAUGUAACCAGAGUUUAUAGCUUUCUCUACAAGUCAUUUAUGCUCUUCAAUACCAUAAACGAUACUGCCAUGUUUUAUGGGAACAAAAAUAAAAAUGACAUGCUCCUGGAAGCUGGGCAAAAUGGGAAUGUUCAAUCAGAGAUUCUGCUUGGAAAGGACAUGAGCAGAUACACAUUGGAGCAUGGAUGGGGUUUCCCUUCGAGAAUUUACUUCAACGGUGAUGAAUGUAUGAUGCCUCCUCCUGAUUCAUAUCCAUUUCUACCCAACUCUGCUCCUUUCAGUCCAACAGCCUCCUCAACACCAGCCAUUUUUCUAGUUCUCAUCUUGCUAGCCCUUCGGUGUUCGUUGUUCUAG